AUGUCGGGCCCCGGCGCCGGUCCCUGGGCCCAAGGUGUGGUCGAUUGGUUCCGACACGAACCCCUGCAAGUGGGAGCCGGGAACCUCUUCAAGACUUUUCCUGGGCGCCGAUGUAUCCUUGUAGCACACAAGGGGCGGCUCGUCUACGAGCAUUAUGCCCCCGGCGCCGAUGCCUUCGAGCAGAUUGAGCUGGACAGCGCAGCGAAGACCGUGAGCGCGCUGCUCAUCGGUGUCUUGGUCACGCAAGGCAGGCUGGACAUUGACCGGCCCCUGGCGGAGUAUAAGGUGAAGCCUUCUGCUUACUGGGGUGACCAUGACGAGUACUGGCCGUUGAUCACUGCGCGUCACUUGAUGACUCACACCUCGGGCUUGGGCAAAGGACCCCCAGGAGUGAAAUUCGAAUAUAACAGUGGUGAGCACAUCCAGCACCUCAGCGCCCUGAUCCGAGUGCUCACGUCAGAGCAUUACGCCAGUCCCGUGGACUGGGCAGAGGACCAGUUCGCCAAGCCGUUGGGACUUCCAGGGCUCUUUGACCACGAUGGUCUCGAUGGGGACAUUUCUAUUGGAGGAGGGCAGUUGAUGAGCUGCCCGCAGCUGGCGCGGAUCGGCCAGCUUUUGAUGAACCGGGGCGCUUGGCCGAUGUCUUCGGCACCCGCUUGGCCGCUGGAUUGGCUGCCCUGGGCCAGCAACAAGACCUCGGUGUUUCAGCUGGUCAGCAAGGACUUCAUCCGGGAAAUGACUCGGCCUUCCUUCCCACAGGUCGUGUCCACCUACGGCUUCCUCCUGUGGUUGAACCACGCCACAUCCCCGGAGGACAGCAGCUGUUGCAUGUGCACCUGCGGCGCGUGCUUCGGCGUUCCUGGGCCUCCGAUCUUUGGCAUCAACGAGGAGGCUUGGUUCGCCACGGGUUAUCUCACGAGAUACCUGAUCAUGCUGCCGGAGCGCGAUGCCUUUGUGGUCUCCUUGGGGAUGGAUUUGACGGGUUCUAGCUCCUGUGCAGUCACCUGGUCCUGGUUUUCGAUCACCUAUGACGACUCCUUUGGAGCUCUCCUUCACUACCUGGUGCUGGAAGCUGCCUUGCCACUGCCUGCCUCCACGACCACCCUCACGAGCACCACACUGACCCGAACCUGGACCAGCACUACGAAGACCCUGACCACCUUCACCACCACCUCCGGAACCACGGUUGUCCAGACCACCACCACCUCGCUCACUUCGGCGGGUGGCAACUGGCCCUGGGAUUGGCUUCGGCCCACCACCAGCACCACCACCGCCGGAUGGUGGCCGCUGGCUUUCUUCGACAGCGAGUUCAAAGCAAACUCGACAACCACAACGACCACCUUCGAUCUCUCGACUGUGAUUUACAAUCACGGGACCAGAUCCAACAUAUCUCAUGUGCGCCGUUCGAAGCGCCACAAGAAGAAAGAGCAUGAAGUGGACAAAGGAUACAUGGGCGGAUCGUGCACUUGCAGCUGUCCGGUGGAUCAAGACUUCGGGCGUUGCUACCCUCUGCCUGACGACAUGGUAUUCGGCAAAUGGAGCCAUGGACAGGAGGCCUGCGAUGUCUUCAGCUCCGGGUACCUGCGGUUGGAGGGCUCCUGCCCGAACGUCGGUGUCGUGCAACCCUGCAAGAGUAAUUCCUGGGCCAUCGGUGGCGGCACGCACGACGUUUGUGGGCGGAGCUUCUGGACGGAGGAUAUGGGUUUGAAUUGCUCGCAACUCACUUUUUGCGACAGCAGCGACGGGCAGCCCAUCUUUGUCGACACCCGCCGCCUCGCAACCUGCUCCUGCAACGUCGUGCGGUGGAAGUGCGACUAUGAUUACGAGGCCUGCGAUGGCAACGACACCUACUACCCUCCUGGCUCCCCCGAGCUCGCCCAACGUUUGCUGCAGCACUGGUCCAUAUCGCAGCCUCAUGCUAAAGGAUGGUUCAGCUUCAGCCUGGCUGCCACGGGCUUUGCCCUCGCCGUGGCCCUUAGCUUGGUGGCGAUCGGAGUCCGGCGCCGCCGAAACGAUUUGGGAGAUUACCGCCCAUUGUGA
Messenger RNA from Symbiodinium sp. CCMP2456, 2040 nucleotides. NCBI's taxonomy places the organism in Eukaryota, Dinophyceae, Suessiales, Symbiodiniaceae. The record is from the annotation of a GenBank genome assembly.